CUUUCUCCUCUAAACAUCGCUUGACUGUUAGUAGUAGAGCUUGUUUUCAGCCGCAUCUGAUCACCGUUCCCCCUUCCCCACGUGGUAAUUGAGGGGAAGCGGAAUUGAUGAAGUUUUCGCAACACGCAUCAGGCUUGUCGUCACAUAGGCGGAGCAUAAGCGGACCCUCAGUCUCCAACGAACUAUGAUCGCCAAACAACACCACAGAGGUCUCCACUCUGCGAUACAGAGCAAAUCGACGAUGUGGUGAGGAUCUGGACAAAACUCCCAGCAAAUGGUAGGCCCCUUAUCAGACUGCUUGCAGCCAUGCGUACCCGGCAGGCCCACUGUGAACAGUGGAGGUAUGGAUGUUUUCUUGCUGGGCGUUGAAUCAGAGGUUGUCUAAGCAAAGUCCUUCUGCAAAGAUCCUUUCGAAUCCGCCUGGCUUCAAAAGGACCCUCUUCAAACCCCAUUUUGUACUCCAGCUUUCCCCCGAAAUUUGUCACGAUGUUCGAGCAGGAGAAGUCCAGACAAACCUCGCCUGCACGGGCCGCUUCGAUGCAACCUUCAGCAAAAGACUUACCGGAGACCACUCAACCCAACUCGUUACGUGAGAAGAGCGAUGACGAGAAGUCGAGCAGCGACCGAGAGGGCGUCGAGGACCGCGAGCUCCAAUGCCCUCCCAAGCAUCCUCCUACGGUUCCUGAUGCGGAAGGGCGUCGCGAGCUGAAGGAAUGGGAGUGUUGGGACAAGCUUGCCUACUCAUGGCCCAAGUGGAAGAAGGCCAUGUACCUGAUGUCCAUUGCUGGUAUUCAGAUCUCCAUGAACUUCAACACUUCAGUAUACCCCAGUGCCGUCAAUCCCUUGGUUGAACACUUCGGUAUUAGCGAUCAGCAAGCGCGAGUUGGACAGAUGAUCUACCUAGUAAUGUACUCGUUCGGCUGCGAGCUUUGGGCUCCGUGGUCUGAGGAGUUCGGCAGGUGGCCAAUCUUACAGCUAAGUCUGUUCUUCAUCAAUAUCUGGCAGAUUCCAAAUUCCGUUGCACCCAACUAUGCUACCAUCGUUGUGUGUCGAGCUCUUGGCGGAUUGUCUACGGCUGGAGGCAGUGUAACGCUUGGUCUCAUUGCAGAUCUCUAUGAACCCGAGACUCAACACUGGCCACUGUGCUUUAUUGUGCUGUCUUCCACGAUCGGUACCAGUAUUGGUGGCGUAAUCGGUGGUCCAAUUGAGAAGUAUCUGACAUGGCAAUGGAACUUCUGGAUCCAGCUCAUUUUCGGCGUCGCCGCACAAGCCGUUCACUUCUUCAUGCCCGAGAGCCGAUCGACCAUUCUAAUAGAUCGCGAAGCAAAGCGACGUCGCGAGAGCGGCGAAGACCCCAACAUAUACGGACCAAACGAGCUCAAGAAGCCCCGAGUAUCGCUAAAGGAGGCUGGCAAGAUCUGGCUACGGCCUUUCGAAAUGUUCGUUCGCGAACCCAUCGUCUUAUUCCUGUCUCUCCUAUCAGGCUUCUCUGAUGCUUUGAUCUUUACCUUCUUGGAGGCUUUUGCCAUUACAUACCCAGCUAAUUUUGGCUUCGGUACUCUUCAGGUUGCUUGGGCACUCAUCCCCAUCAACGCGUCCUACUUCUUUACUUACUUCUUGUACUGGCCUAUCUUUUGGCGAGACGAGGCCCAAAAGAAGAAGCACGGUGCUGACCACUAUGCACCUGAGCGACGCCUGAAGCCGCUCCUGUGGCUCGCGCUCUUCGAGCCGAUUGGUCUCAUUGGUUUUGCAUGGACUUGCAUGGGACCUCCACAAACACACUGGAUCGCACCAAUGAUUUUCUCGUUCCUUGUUGGUCUCGCCAACUUCGCCAUCUACUACUCGUCCGUCGACUACAUGAUCGCGGCCUAUGGUCCAUAUUCUGCCUCUGCUACAGGUAAUCCCAAGACCCUGGCCUACGACCUGUGCUCAGCAUUCACUAACCCACUACAGGUGGUAAUGCUUUCGCACGAGACUUUCUCGCCGGUAUAUCUGCCAUGUAUGCCGCACCGUUGUACCACAAUCUCAGUCAAACGCGUCCAUCGGAGCUGGCCACAACAACACUCGCAGGCUUGUCUUGCUUAAUUGUCGUACCUAUCUAUGUCUUCUAUUGGAAGGGACCAGAGAUUAGAAAGGCGAGUAAGUUCGCUUCGAUCCUUGCGGAAGAUA
Macroventuria anomochaeta is the source of this 2169-nucleotide messenger RNA. RefSeq names its product MFS general substrate transporter. The transcript is spliced from 4 exons. The record is from RefSeq and is a predicted model, not a curated record. Bases 487 to 2085 code for a protein of 532 amino acids. Gene Ontology annotation, molecular function: transmembrane transporter activity. Gene Ontology annotation, biological process: transmembrane transport. Lineage: Eukaryota; Fungi; Ascomycota; Dothideomycetes; Pleosporales; Didymellaceae.